Molecule: messenger RNA, 1371 nt
Organism: Rubroshorea leprosula
Lineage: Eukaryota; Viridiplantae; Streptophyta; Magnoliopsida; Malvales; Dipterocarpaceae
Source: the annotation of a GenBank genome assembly
UGGUGAACGGAAAACAGUAACCAUGAACGCCGGAGCUCUGUUCUUCUCUCCUAAUUUCCACUCUCUCUGUAAACCCAAAAACCCACCCGAAAUUUCCACCAGGAACAAAGUAUCCCCUGUUGGGACCCAAUUCAGGGUCGGGGCCCACAAUCGGUUCCAUGUUUUCCGAGUUUCGGUAUGGAAUUCGGGCAAGAGAAGGAGCGGUAAAGUAUACGCAGAUGUUAGAGAAAUACCAGAGUCGAUACGGUAAUCGGUGAAGUUUAAAUUUGGGUUAGAAGAUAUAGUUUUGAGUGCGGAGGAUUUGGAGGGUUCGAUCCCGCGCUCGGAGCAGUUCCCGAAACGGUGGGUUAUCGUGAUUCCAUGUUUUUCGGCAUUUUUGCUGUGUAAUAUGGAUAGAGUAAUUAUCCAUGUCGGCAGAGUUCAAUUGGAGUCCAACUACUGUUGGUUUGAUACAGUCAUCUUUCUUCUGGGGUUGCCUUCUUACUCAGAUUGCUGGUGGCAUAUGGGCUGACACGGUGGGUGGGAAGUCAGUCCUGGCAGUUGGCGUAGUUUGGUGAUCUAUUGCUACUGUUCUUAGUCCUGUUGCUGCCAAAAUUGGGUUGCCAUUCCUACUUGUUGUUCGUGCUUUCAUGGGAAUUGGUGAGGAUGGGUCUUUAAUUUUCUGGCAACUAUAACUUCAAUUUUCUGUGAUUAUGUUUAUUUCGAAAACUCCAUUGUGGAACCUGUUUUCAAGAGAGGACGGUCAUUAGUUUUUUUCAGUUUGUAUUGACCUGAUCCCCAUGGUAUGUAAUUGAAGGUUUGUUUUUGUUUCAGGGUGUUGCUAUGCCUGCCAUGAAUAAUAUUCUGUCGAAAAGGCUCCCCGUAGCUGAAAGAAGCAGAUCAUUAGCUGUAGUAUACAGUGGGAUGUAUCUGGGCUCAGUUACUGGUCUGGCGUUUUCACCUUUCUUAUUACAUAAGUUUGGAUGGCCAUCAGUCUUUUUCUCCUUUGGUUCUCUGGGAACAGUCUGGUUUGCUGUAUGGCUAAACAAGGAAGAUAUGAACAUUCUGAAAAAGGAAAAGAGAAAUUUGUAAGCCCUGGUGUGAACUGUGAAGUAAAAGAGAAAACAUGAACCAAAGGAGAAGAUGGUGUGGAGAGAACUUACUCCCAUGGAACAUCUCCAACAAGCAUCCAAUCACCAUCUUUGUCUUCAUAGGUAGGAGUAUAGUCAGAUCCAUGGUACCCUACCCUCUCUGAGUAGGCACCAAUGGUGAGCUUGAACAUAUUUUCCAAAGCCUUGAGGAGCUCUGAGUAGCUGUUGUAAACCCUAAGAUCGAUCUUCCUCAAAUAAGGAGCUCCAUCCAUGCUUACUUUCAUAAACCUCCCGACUCCUU